ACCUAUUGUUUGACAGGUCGUUGGAAUGCCUAAUUGUCAUUAUUUGACGUUUGAUUAUCAUGGUGGAUUUUAAUUUUUAAUACGGAAUUCAGUGGCAGAGGUGAAAGUUCAAGGAUUAAAAAUAAUUAUUUCGCGAUUAAACCACACUUAUCUUAUAUUGUUAUAAAAUAACAAUAAAAAAUUUGAUGACUAAUUUAUACACGAGCAAAAAUCUAAUCUUCAACUAGUUAUCAAAUGUUGUUUAUUCGACAUAGGUAUAUAGGUUAUCUGUAGAACAAGAAUAUUUUUGGCAAUUUCAAUUUAUUAAGGAAAUGCUGGUAAAACAACCAGAAAACCAAUCAAAACAAUGUGAGGAACCCAGGUGAAAGUUUACAUGAUUUAUUAUUAAUAUUAUAAAUAAAUUAAUUUAUUAAAUAAAUAGAUAACUUGUUGAAGAUUUUAUAAUGAGAUUAUUAAAUAAAUUAUUUUUCUUUGUCGCUUCUCCAUGCAUAAAAAUAUUGUCUAAGGUAUAUUGUGCAGUGGUAUUUACAGUAUUAAGCUGGGUGAGUCCGAACUGGCUAUCAUGGAAUAAAUACUCUGAGAGUAUGUUAAGAUCUUUAGAAAAACGAAUAUUAAGUAUUGUUAAAACUCCUCAUAAAGGAUUUUUCGUUGAUAUUGGACCUGUUGUUGGUCCCGCUGAUAAAAUAUGGACCAUUUCGUUGAAUACAGAGUCUCCAAAGACUCCGUUGGUGCUACUACAUGGUUUAGGGGCUGGAGUAGCACUUUGGUGCUUAAAUUUGGAUGCUUUUGCUGCCACCAGACCAGUUUACGCUAUUGAUCUUUUGGGUUUCGGUCGCUCAAGCAGACCGAAAUUCAGCCUCCACAGUCAAAAAGCGGAACAGCAAUUCGUCCAAUCCGUAGAAGAAUGGCGAAAGGAAUUGAAACUGAAAGAAUUCAUCCUUGUAGGCCACAGUAUGGGUGGAUUUCUAGCCGCCUCCUACGCCAUCUCUCAUCCAGAUCAAGUUAAACAUCUCGUAUUAGCUGACCCUUGGGGCUUUCCAGAGCAAACCGGUGAAUUUAAAGAAAUUCCGCUUUGGAUUAAAACUAUUACGUAUAUAAUGAAACCGUUUAAUCCAUUGGCUGGUAUCAGGGUAGCAGGACCGUUAGGACCGUGGUUUAUUAAUAGAAUCAGACCAGAUAUAUCCAAAAAGUAUGCAGUAGCGUUAGAUGAUCAUAAUUUAAUAACUGAAUACAUAUAUCAAUGCAACUGCCAGUAUCCCAGUGGUGAAGGCGCUUUUCAUUCCAUGAUGUCCGAUUUCGGUUGGGCAAAGAAUCCCAUGGUUAGACGAAUAGACAGAUUGAGGGAAGACGUUCCUAUUACUCUUUUGUAUGGAUCUCGGUCGUGGAUUGAUCAUUCCGCAAGUGAUAUUAUUAAAGACAAGAGAAUGAAUUCGUUCAUCAAAAUACAUGUGGUAACUGGAGCAGGACACCACGUGUACGCCGAUAAACCAGAGGCUUUUAAUCAAAUAAUCCUCGACGCCUGUAGUUUGACAAAUUCCAAUGUAAAUUCUAACCUAGCUAUUGAAUCGGCGCCUAGAGAUCAUGCUGAAACGGAUGAACCAGAAAGUGAUAGCAAGCAAUAAUGUUUUUUUAGUUUUUUUAAAUUAUUUUUAACUUAUUGUAUUAUUUUCUAUUUAGUUUAUUUUUUUAACAGUACAAGGAUAAAUUAGCAGUAAAUAUGAAAAUGAUGGGACUAAUAUUAGGUAUUGCCUUUUUGAUAUAAUUCAAUUUUAUUUUUAAUUAACGGAUUUUUUUAAGCACCACUAUUAUUACAUAAAUUGAUCUACUUAAUACAUUUACACAAAUUUCCAAUAAAUGAUUGUUGUAUUAUUUUAAUAGAAAUUAAACAAUUUUUUUUUUUAUUAUUAUUAUAUAAGUAUUUUCCAAUUGUUAAGUUUGCAGUAGUAAUGGAAGGGCUGUGACGCAGUACAAUGAUAAUAUAAAUAUUUUUUUAUUUACAUUUCGUCUUAUUCAAUCCCUUUUUAAUCAAACAAGAGUCAGAUCAAAAUAUUACGAGUGUGGAAAGUGACAUUUUUCACACGAGUGGGAAAUAUUGUCGCACGAGGCAUACUCCGAGUACGAGAAUUACAUGAGUGGGAAAAUAUGCUUCUACACAAGGUUUGUAUAAUAUUUUUCAUAAACGGCUCUAUUUAUAUCUGCCAUGCUCUAUAUUUAAGUAAAUUAAGAGAAUCAUUUGUCCGUUAGUAACUGAGAAAAUUGCAAAAAUAUUUAAAAUCUUCUAGAUAGAAAGGACUUCGCUUCGUCAUUUCUUGUGCUUUCAAGAUAGGGACGUAAAUAAAACUAGCGACGAUUUAAAAAUUUUUCGGUGUUUUUUAAAACCACCCCCUUAUGAUACCUACUCUUCUGCUUUCCUGAUACAAAGAUAAAAUAUUGAAAAUUUUUAAUUUCGCGAAUAAAAUUUUAGUACCAGGAUAACAGAAGAGCGAGUUGUUAGAAUGCAUUUUAAAAAUGGCGGGAAAAUGAGGUUAUCUUUGAAUAACUCAUAAAUGACUUGAGAUAAAGAUACACCCUUACAAAACAGUGAGUACUAUCAGAAAUCCGACUAACUCGCCUAACCCCGGGUCAUAUUCCACAUUCAGAAGGGACCUCCUAGCCGAAAAUUUUUCGCAAAUUUGGACAAAGUACUUACAAAUAUGGUGAAACCCAAAAUGGCCGGCUACGGAGAGCCAAGACACCGCAGAAUCUCCGAAACCACAUCUAGACAGCCAAAAAAAAUCGGCAACAAACAGCAGACAAAAAUGAAAGUAUGCAGAAAAUGAACCAAGAAAGUUUGGAAAAUACCAGACUCGAAAGUAACGAGAAUGCUGCCGACUCACGGCCAGAGCAGCCGCCGAGCGAUACUUACACACAGACUAGCGACCAAAAUAACGAUUCGCAAUCGUCACAGUACAGUGUCGACGGACCGAGAUCAGAUGCUUACGACAGUAUGGAGAAACUUAGAAAGACACUCGUACGUUCUAACAGUGGCUCUAGCAGCCCAGACUCAGAUGAUUCAGUCGAUUUGCACAUUGAAGAAUAAGAAUCGGAUAUAGAUACCCCGGAUACAAUAAAAAUUGUUCAACUUUUGAGAAGAAAAAAUUCAAAAAAUCCGCAUAACAGUCCAAAAUUCGAAUCUGCAUACAAAGAAGAGGACUUUGCUUCGUCAUUUUUUGUGCUUUCAUUUACAUUUAUACACAUUUCCAUUAAGAUAAGAACAUACAUAAAACUCUAGUGACAAUUUAAACAUUUUUCGGCAUUUUUUAAAACUACCUCUUUAUAUACUUACUCGCUCUUCUGCUAUCCUGAUACAAAGCUAAAAUAUUGAAAAGUUUUAAUUUCGCGAAUAAAAUUUUAGUAUCAGAAUAACAGAAGAGCGAGUAGGUAUUAGGAUGCAUUUUAAAAAUGGCGAGAAACUGAGGUUAUGUUUGAAUACCUCAUAAACGACUUAAAAUAGAGAUGUCCAACAAAGAACAUUCUAAUAUAUCUGCCAUGUUCUAUAUUUAAGGACC
Psylliodes chrysocephalus is the source of this 3548-nucleotide messenger RNA. The record is from the annotation of a GenBank genome assembly. Lineage: Eukaryota; Metazoa; Arthropoda; Insecta; Coleoptera; Chrysomelidae.